This is a messenger RNA of Knipowitschia caucasica, 8355 nucleotides long. Lineage: Eukaryota; Metazoa; Chordata; Actinopteri; Gobiiformes; Gobiidae. The record is from the annotation of a GenBank genome assembly.
AUGGAAGGACGGGAUUUUGCGGCUCAGGCACAUCUUCUGUCAGAGCGGGGCGCCCUGGUGCAUCGAGCCGCCUCGCGGAUCGCUCCCUCUGGACACGGAUCUGUGCAGCACGCCGGUCACUUCCCGCCGGGGAAAUACUACCCCUCGCACAUACCAAUGGCUCCCCACUCAGGCAGUGGACUGAUGGGCAACUCCUCCGCCUCCUUCAUGGGGACCUUUCUGGCCAGUAGUUUGGGCUCUCCGCCGUCCCACCCACCACACCCGCCCCGGCCUCCAUCCUCGCCCUCCUCACCCUCCUUCAGGGGCGGACCGCACUCCAGCGCCUCACAAAUCUGGUUUCCCCAUUCACACGAAGCAGCUCCAGGGUAUCCACGGUUCUCAGGAAGUCUGGCUCACACGUUCCUCCCAAUGAGCCACUUAGAUCACCAUGCCAACAGUGGAGUCCUCUACGGGCAGCACCGCUUUUACGACACCCAAAAAGAGAACUUCUACCUCCGAGGUCUCCCAUCCCAGCCUCCUCUCAUCUCAGCCAAUCAUACCCUAACGCCAAUGUCCAGGGCGGUUUCAGGUCACGCACAGGGGUCCUGCAGUCGAGACCGUGACUCCGGGGCAGGGCAGGGUCUUCAGAAGGGACUUAAGGAGGGAACAGCCGAAAGAGGAGUCGUACCUGGCAAAGACAAAGAGCGGUCCAGUAGCAAACACGAUACAAAGGAGAGACAACAGCAGCAACAGCAGCAGCAGCAUCACAGUCACCAUCUGGCUCUGCCCACACACCACCACCACCAUUCCCACCCACAUCAGCAGCACCCACAGUAUCAACAGCACCCACUGCCCCUGGAAGAGGUCAACAGUCGGCCUUUGGAAAGACAUAAAUCCUCACUACCCAUGGAGCACCCACAAAGCAUGGGAAAAACUCUCAGUGCCUGUUUGCACAAUGGCAAAAUGCAAAAUGGAGAUACAGUUAGUACGAUGGGCAGGAGCUGUGGUGGGGAAAGCAUCGGGGUGAUGGGAGGUGGUCGGCAUAUGGGGCAAAGUGGUGGAAGUCGCUGCACCAAAGAAGGAGUCAGUGGAGGUAUGAGAAUCAGUGAACAACCGUCAGACUGUUUAGAAAGAGGACAGGCCCCGCUGCACCACACGCUGCCCUAUUCUGUGCCCCCUCCUCUGCACAUGGGGACCACCACAGGAGCUGCACACCCACACUCACAUCCACAUGCACACUCACACACACACCCAGGGGGCUUCCACUGCCUCCAGCUUCACCCAAGUCAUCCACACCACCCGCAUCAUUCCCAUCACCAUACAGACUUCUUCUGCCCGCCCCCUCCAGCCCCUCUCUCUAACCCUGCUGCCCUCGAUAGGGGACCAGCAAAUGUAGGGAGACAACCAAAAGUCUCAGGACCUACGUUUGUACCAUCCGUCACAGACGGUAGUGAAAAAUCAAGUGGGCCUUUUCAGCUUGGUAACCCUGACUACCAGGCAGUGGGCAGUGGAGGAGUUGGAGGAGGAGGCAAUGCCAAGGACAAGGUUUUAGAAAAGAAUGGAGGUGGGCACCAUAGUAACUGGCAACGAAAGCAGCAACAGCAGCAUCAACAACAAAAUCCAUACAGGAAAGCCGACAAGGCUCCAGAUUGGCUACAGCCCCAGCAUCAUAUCCAGUCCACACAAAUGCCCCACCCCACCCAGCAGCCUGUUCCCCCACACCCUCAGCAGCACCAGGUGGUCCGCUCCCGUAGUGCAGAGUGCGUCAACUCUGGCGUAGACAUGGAUGUGUUCAGAUCCCCAGACCCAAAAACUGGACAUGCUAUGUCCCAUUCUGUUAACACAUCACCAUAUAGAGACUGCUCCCACCAGGGACCCCCACCCAAUGCUUCACCACUGGGCAAUAAAAGUAUGAGCCAACACAAUGGUUCCGUGCACAGCUCUGCUGUUGCACCAGGAGGGGGCAGUUGUUCUCUACAGAGGGAUGGCCAGAAGGUUGCUCGUAUUCGCCACCAACAGCAUGGGCGUAGUGGGCAAGAAACUCCAUCUCCAGCUGAACUAAAUCAAGUGACAAAUCAAGAAAUAAAAAGAAAAAUGGAUAUCUCUCCAUAUAGUUAUCCCAACCCUAGUGGGCAGCAUCAGCAGCCUCCAGUGUCUCCCUGGACCAUGAGGCCUUCUCAUCACAUGCCCAAACCAGAGGAGGAGCAGAGGAAGACCUACAUGGAGUUAGGAAAUGUCGUCAGGCCGCACACUCAGCAGCAGCAGUCAGGCAUGAACCUGCCUCCUUCACAGCCUCCCUCUGCUCCACCUUUGAGCACACAGCAGCAGCCUGAACCUCAAGCCCAAUCCCAGGGGGAUAACAGCGCCACUAAAGCUUUACUCAAGUACAGCUCCCAGCAGACUAUGCUCCCCUCUCAGAAGACCCCCUUUGGAGGUUUGGGAAAUCUCAAGUCUGCUGGCAUUACCUGUGCCCUGCAGGGGAACAAACACACACUGCCACCAAGGAAGGGCCCAGUCAGUGACGGAGAGCGUUCCGACUACAGUGGCCGCAGCAGGGACCAGGGGGAGCCAGGCCACACAGAGACAGAGGUGCGUCAGCCUCCGGUGGGGAUUGCAGUGGCUGUGGCCAGACAAAGAGACCCUCCAUGUCGCUCAGGAGACAGCCACCCCAACAGUCGCCAAGGCAGAGUGCACCCCUCUGUCAAAGGAGUCACUCGCUCCAUGUAUUCAUCAGAUCCCUCUGCAGAUGAGGAGAGAAAAAGGAUAAAUGGGGACCUCACUUGCUUGGACAGAGACAGAGAUCAAUACAUCAGGGAAAAUAAAGAAAGGGUGGAGUUUUCAAGGAUGCAUCCCCCCAACAGCUGUCAUGGAGACCUAAGCUCUCAUCUGAUGGUCCCGGGUGGAACGUCCCUUCAGUCUGGCCAAUUAGGAGAUCCUGCUGCACAUUCUGCUCAUCACUGGAUGCCAAGAACAGGAAGCCCAUCACUAUGGAUGACAGGACACUCUUAUGCAGGUAUUGGUCAUGGCGCGCUGCAUCAGAAUCUUCCUCCAGGAUUCUCUGCUGCGAUGUCAGGGCCUCUGCAGCCUGUCUUGCCUCUGCCCCAGGACCCCUCACAGCUAGUGGUCCUUCCCACUGAGCCAGCUGCUCACCCAGCGACACAUCCCUUAGAUGUGAUGGAGCAGCCCGGACUAUGGCCCCCUGUGUAUGGCACCCGGGGCCCACCCUCCCACAUGCAACAUCCCGCUGUGUACUCUCGCUCUCAGUUUCUACGGCAACAGGAGCUGUAUUCUCUCCAGCAUCCUCAGCUUCAGCACCCACAUCAGCACCAGAGCCACCAGACACAACAGGCUCAAGGCCACGCACAAGGACAGACUCAGCAGAGGCCACUUAAUAUGGACAUGCAGCACCAGUCCCCUCACAACGCACAGUUUCAGAAAAGGCCACACUCUGAACUGGAGGAACUCAUCUCUGAGCCAAGGACGUCAAAGCCAGCCAAGCCGUAUGCAUACAAUCCUCCAAGACGGAACACCCCGACCCCUGGAGCGUGUCCUCCGCCCAUGUCCCCCUGUUGUCAGUCGCCUUCAGUGAGGCCACAUCCCAAAAGCACCCCCUCCACGCCCUGUCCAACUCCCAGCCCAGCUGCAGCAGCUCUGCAGUCUCCUGCCAUCAGCCCCUUACCCCCGUCCAUGUCAAAGAGGGCAGACAACCAGGAGAAGAGUGGCGAGAUAGAGCUACCACAGGAGUACCCAGAAUCUCUCGAGCCGGACUUGCCUCCUGGCUAUGUGUACCCUGGCAUUGCCAUUGGCUACAGAAAUGUGCCAUCAUCUGAAGAUGUGCAGCUGGCUGAGCCUGCAGACCUGGCCACAGUCCAAGUGGAGCCAGUAAACCGUGCUCCCCAGUCUCUCACCAGUUUAGGAGAGGGACUGGAGUGUCAAGCUGUGGUUAGACCUCUCCAGGAGGCUCUUACACCUCAAAAGCCUGUGCAGGAAGUAGAUGAAGACAUAGCAGAGGUCUUGGAGGAGAAAAAGAAAGUAGCAGAGGUAACAGCCCAUUAUGUUCCUGUCGAGAAGGAGUUAGCAGAGCAGGGGCCCAGUGAAGAUGAGGUGCUUGUUUGCCCCCCUGCUACAACCCCGGUGUGCGAGGUUGCCUCCUGUUCAAUCCCUUUAUUCACAGAGGACACUGAAAGGCCACAAGCUGUCAUCACCCUGGAUGAAGAGGAGGGGGAUGAGCCAGUGGAGGAUAGCCAGGUGGAGCUGGCACAAAAGGUCAACAUGCCUGAAGAGCAGCACAUUGGGCUGGCCUCCACAAGCGAGCCUGGCCCCUUCUCUGCUGCACUGCAGCAUCCAGAGGCCCUCACUGCUAAUAAUGCUGAGGACAAAGGGCCUGGGAUGGAGAUUGGAGCAACUCCUGAUGCUUCAGAGGGUGUACUGUCUCCAGUGCCUGCCCUGAGCCCUCAGAGUAAUCACAUCGAAGUCUUUCCUCACAAACCAUUGGUGCCGUGUUAUUGGAGUCUGGAGCUGCUCAUAGCUGCAGCCUUCUGCACAGAUGUGCCUCCAUUCCCCCUGUUCCCCUUCAUCGCCCCAGCAGUUGCACCAUCAGAGCCAAAGGCCCACGCCGGCAUGGAGCUCCUGAGUGAGUUAGCUGAUCUGGAGCUACAGCAGCAAAGACAAGUCUGUGGUAAAAGCCAGGAAGAAGAGUUGCUGAUGUUUGACCUCAGGAGCCUGGCGACGCUGGCCACAGCGCGAGCUCUGGAGAUGGGUCAUUCAGAAUCAAGCAACCUUACUUCAGAGAGACAUCUUCCUGCUCGAAAAAAUGUUAAUCUACGGAGGAAAUGCAACUGGACCCCUCGUAAUGAACCAGUUUGCCCUGCCAAAGGUAGUGUUGAAACAAUCGAUGGUCCUGAGCUCUCGAUGCGUGUGAAGUUGGCAGAGCUACAGCGGCACUACAAAGAGAAGCAGAGGGAACUGGCCAAGCUUCAGAGGAAGCAUGAUCAUCAGAAAGAGGAAACCCCUCGCAGCCCAGCAAGGCGUGGCCCAGGUCGACCGAGGAAGAGGAAGCCCACCUUGAGUUCAGUGUCCUCAAAUGAUGGCCACAGAAAAGUCAAGUCCGUGGGGGCGGGGCUUGCCUUGUCACCUGACCACUCUGCUGUAGACUCCUUGAAGAGGAAGAAGAGGCUGUCCAGUCGAAGUUUGGAAUUAAGCAGCACACAGCAGAUAAAAGCACAGAGCUGCAAGAGGAGCACUCUCCACGGUGUGCUCAGCUCUAAGUUGUCUGCUGAUGUGGCUCAGCUCAAACAUAAGGCCCAGCAUAAAAAGAGUGUCUCAGGGGUGGGCUCCAGGGACACAGAGGCCUCGCCUUGUAAUUCCAACCCCAAACAUGGACACCGAGGUCAGGGCACGAACAAAGCUGAAUCCAGGAGAGAGUCAGGCGGGCAAAGUGACACAGCCAGUGGAGACAGUGGCCCACAUGAAAGUUGGUCUGGACAAAAGAACAGGUCGAGGCCAAAGAAGCAAGGUUCAUCUCAAUCUGGAGAAAAAACAUUGCAUGAUAGAGAGAGCUCUCCACCAGAAACCGACUCCUCGGAUCAAGACAUGGAAGAUGACGACGGGAGUGACAGUGACAGAGGUCAAGACCAAAGGACCAAGCCUAAGCCCAGCGAGGUCCAAUCGGGGUCUUCUGCAAAAGGUCCAAGUCCCUCGUCUGUUGUAAAACUGGAAGCUAAUCAGAAAGCCAGGAACAAAAAGCAGAGACAAGAGCUUUACGGCUCCCACAGUCUGUCUGGUGUGGAGGGUGAGGUCAAAGUUAAAAAGAAGCCACCGUCAAACGUGUGUAAGAAACGGCACAGCGAUUACCGACCGGGCUCCAAGUCGAAGGAGCAGCGCUGGGGUCUGAGCACAAGAGGCAGCCGCUACAGGAGGACCAUAGGACUGGCUACUUUCACUACGACCACAGAACGGCUCAAGAGGGCAACCCGCAAAAACACCAUCUUGAGAGGAACGAUAAAUAAGAGACGAAGCUGCUGGUCAGCUCAAUCUCCACAGAGCGAUGAAGGAAGAAGCAGACGAACCAAGAACCACGAGCCAAAAGGACACGCUGUGAGUCGGCUGUUGGAGAGCUUCGCAGCUGACGAGGGCUUUCAGAUGGACGGGGGAAGCUUCUCGGAGGAAGAGGAGGAAUACAGGCAUUUGUACAAAAACAAGAGCCCCGAUUUUCCAAAUUGUGUGCUGACCAAAGACAUGUUAGCGGAUGGACUGAAGGUGCUGAUCUCAAAAGAGGAUGAACUACUCUAUGCUGCAAAGGUUCACACACUGGACAUACCGGACAUCUUCAGCAUAUUGAUUGAUGGCGAACGAGGAAACCGACCACGGAUCUAUUCAUUGGAGCAACUGCUACAAGAAGCUGUCCUAGACGUGCGUCCCCAGUCAGAGGCGGUGCUUCCAGAGGGGACCAGAGUGUGUGCGUAUUGGAGUGAGCGCUCCCGCUGCUUAUACCCCGGAUACGUGCGCAGAGGUGGCUCUGAUGAGACCAAACCAGGACUCAUGGUGGAGUUUGAUGAUGGAGAUCGGGGAAAGAUUUCUCUCCAAAACAUCCGGCUCCUGCCUCCUGGAUAUCAGAUCCAAUGUGGAGAUUCUCCCCCAGUCCCUCUUCCAAAUGUGACAACUGCCAAAAGGAGUUCUCAUCUGGAGCAAGCCCCCAUCAAUGAGAGGCCUUCUGACAGACUGAACAAUGUUGACACAGUGAACAAACAGACUGUCAACAAAAGAAGACCAGGGAGGCCAAAGGGUUCUGGUAAAAAGCAAAUGCAGCUCCAGCAGCAGGACUCUAAAGCCUCUUCCAUGUUCCUGGGUUGGCCCACGUCCUCCAGCAGGAAACGGACGUGUGACAGUCUUUUUGGGACACAGAAGAAGAGUCGAGGGAGGAACAGUGACUUGUUCUCCUCGGCUCCAAUGCAGUUUCAGUCCUCUGCUCCAUCCAAAGGCCUUUUCAGCAGCAGCUCAUUUGAGGUGGACUCCUUCAGCAGCAUCGCCAAUGGCUACUCAUCUUUCUGCACCCCUCACCCGAGACCUGAGGCAAACCUGCCCGUCAGUCGCAAAGACACGUACAGUCAAAAGCGCAGAUCAGACGAGCAACUCAGCAUGCCUCAAAGUAGGAAAUCUGGGCAAGAGUUCCUUAUUAAGUUGGACCAUGAAGGAGUUACAUCACCAAAAACAAAGAACAGUAAGGCUCUUCUGUUACGCAACGCAUCCUCAAGUGUGAGUAGCCUUCCCAGAACCGAGGCCUACUCUCACCCCGUCCUGCUGGUCAAAGACAAUAAGAAAGGAGGCACCAACAAAGUCGAACUCCUCCACAAAGGGCCCUCAGACCAAAGGAAGCCAUCUCCAUCUCUUGGCCUGAGAGAUUACGGUGACCUGGGAUUCAGUUCUCACCGUGAACGCCACAGCUCCUACUCUGAUUACGAGGAAGAGGACGAGCGGAGGAGGGCUGCGAUUUUGGCUCAGGGUCUCAGGGCCGGUGGGCGUUUCCUGUCCCGCCUUUCUGUUUCUUCUUCUUCCUCUGGGUCUUCUAGCUCCUCCUCUUCUGGCUCCAUUUCCAGCUCCAGCCUGUGUUCCUCGGACAAUGACUCCUCCUACAGUUCAGAAGAUGAAGACAGCUCUGCAGCGAUAUUACAGAGUUGCCUCUCUUCUCGCCAAAGACUUAUACAAACUAACGAGCCGUCCACUUCCUCCAGGUCACACCCCUUUGCGGCUAAAGCUGCAGCGUCGACUGAUGCGAACAGCAAGUCACUCAAAAGGAAGGACUGCACUAGCUCUAAAGAAAUCGUUAAGAAACCCAGGAUGCAAACAGAUCAUAGCUCAUUCAAUCCAAGACCCAAGAUGUCCGGUUUUCUGGCCGGACGACAGAUGUGGAGGUGGUCAGGAAACCCAACACAGAGAAAAGGUCUAAAGGGCAAAGCCAGGAAGCUUUACUAUAAGGCCAUUGAGAGAGGCAGAGAGACAGUAGGAGUGGGGGAUUGUGCCGUGUUCCUCUCAGCCGGACGUCCCAACCUCCCCUAUGUAGGUCGCAUCGAGAGCUUCUGGGAGUCCUGGACUAGCAGUAUGGUAGUUAAAGUGAAGUGGUUCUACCAUCCGGAGGAGACCAAGCUCGGCAAGAGGCUGCAAAAUGGCAAGCAUGGCCUGUACCAGUCUUGCCACGAGGAUGAGAAUGAUGUCCAGACAAUCUCUCAUAAGUGCCAGGUGGUGAGCAGGGAGGAGUACGAGCGUCUAACCCACAACCCCAAGAACGUCAACAGCUCCGACCUCUUCUACCUGGCCGGGACAUACGACCCCACCACUGGUCAGAUCGUCACUGCUGAAGGAGUCCCUAUACUGUGCUGA